Oldenlandia corymbosa var. corymbosa is the source of this 1088-nucleotide messenger RNA. Lineage: Eukaryota; Viridiplantae; Streptophyta; Magnoliopsida; Gentianales; Rubiaceae. The record is from the annotation of a GenBank genome assembly.
AUGCCGUCAUUAUUUAGUAGGAAAAAUCCACAAGGAUAUGUUUACCUUCGCACUAACUUUGGUGAUUUUUCUGUAAAGUUGCUUAUCACACGUAAAGGUCGGGGACGUCUUUGUUGUGGUAGAUUCUUGGAAUUCAUUCGAAGUAGUGGUCUGGUUUCUGGAUCCAAAUUUCAUAUCAUAGUAGUUGAGGACUACAUACUAAAAUUUAUCACCUAUGAUCAUUGGGGGGUUCAAAAUUUUGAUUAUUGCCGUCAACCUAUAUUACCAGGAGGUGUACGAUUUUUUCUUGAAAUAGUUGAUGGCUCUUAUGAUAAAGCGUUGAUAUCGAAAACAUUUUGGUCGUAUUUUAUGUUUACAAGACCUCAUGAUCGUUUCAUGGUGGAUGAUGGUGAGGUCAUAUGGCAUUUUGAUUUGGCAAGGGAUUCUGGUGAGAUUGUUGGUUUUAGUGGAAUGCAAUGGCAAACUUUCUAUGGAUCUUGGGAUAUUAACGUUGGAUAUCAUGUUGUGAUUUCUUUGACCGGCGAUAAAUUCUUCCGUGCUACAAUUUUUUAUCUUACUGGAUUCUCGGUGCAAAAUUCUUAUGUAUCUUCUGAUUUGUCCAAUGGUGAUGAUGAUGAACCUUUCUCAAUGUUUCCCUAUGUUCGUGAUAAUUUUUAUCAUUAUCACCUCGAUGAACAGCCAGUCCCAACUUACUUGGUUGUUCGUCAUGGUUUAAUGGGGAAAUCAAAAACUCUUCUGUUUUAUGAUGGAUAUCCCAAAACUUUUGAUAUGGAUCUUCACCACGGUGAUUUUGAAGUAUAUUACAACGAUCAGGCUGUCCGUGCAGUUAAUAUUCACUGCAAUUGGUUUGGGUUUUUCAAGAAAACUAAUAUAAACAUGGGCACUAGGCUUAUAAUAUCGAUUGAAAGCAACUUAUUUGAGGAAGAUUCAUCAGUUUUGGUUCUCUCUGUAAAACAGUUCAAUCGAUUUGACGAUCUUGAUUGAAAUUGUUCUUCGUUGAACUUUGAUCUUGGUUUUAAUUUGGACAUUAUUCUUCUAUUUUUAGUUUUUUUCCGUAGAGAUUAAUUUAAUAUUUUGGUAAUAUAAGC